UGUUGGUCGACUGGUACUGAAGCCCGUCAAGAGGCGGAGGGACUCUGUAGAGGAUGGGCAACGUGAGGGGGAGGCUGGGCCGGCAUCCGGCCCACGACCGAGGAAGCUCAGGAGGUCUGUUGCCUUGAAGGCGCGGAAGAAUCCUGUGAAGAUCGCGGCGAGCACUUCCGGAAAGAA
Molecule: messenger RNA, 177 nt
Organism: Perkinsus marinus ATCC 50983
Lineage: Eukaryota; Perkinsozoa; Perkinsida; Perkinsidae
Exons: 1
Source: RefSeq, a predicted model, not a curated record